UUGUCUUCAGCUGCCAUACGCUUAACAUUGUGAUUGUGUCUGUUUAUAUUUAUUUACAUUGUAUUAAUUAACCAUAUCAUAUCAAACAACAACAACAACCUGAUUCAUCAAUAAAUACCGAUAAUAUUAAAUAUCAUUACAUAAUUAAUUCAAGAUGUUAUUUAAAAUUUGUUUAUUCAUCAUGAUUUUACAUAUCUUGAGUCAUCAAGUAUCAUCAAGACCCACUGAAGAGUCAACAAAAUUAACACUCAAUACUCCCAAAGAAAUUUUGGACAGUAACAACAUUAAACCGGUUUCAGAUAAACCAACUAAAUGGGAACGUGCAAUGGAUCGUUUAGGCCAAGUUGUGGAUGCACUAAGAAUCGGCAGAGGCAGAUUAGUCAAUUUUGCAAUGAUGGCUAGAAACGUCAUUACUGAGCGUGCGGAGGAAAUAGCAAGUGAUGCAUCAAAUAAAGUCAUUGCAGUGAUAGCAGCGAGAGAGGCAAGGGAGUAUGCAAGAAAUGCAUCAAAAACAAAAAAACGUAGCCCAGAAUUAUCAACGACAAUAUCAACACCAGUUCACACUGGUCCAUUGGAUGAUUUUUUACCACCAAAAACACGUGAAACAGUACGUUUAGAAAAUGAAAAUGGACAAUCAUUAUUGGAAGUUAGAAAAAAUAAACCAAUUGAAGGAAUAUUUGAAAAUUUUUUAAAGCCAAAACCACUUGUUGAUCGUAUAUCUGAUGAUGAAAAAUAUGGUAAUUCUGGUGAUAAAUUUAUUGGAGUUGGGAGAGCACUUGUUAAUGGUUUUGAAGGUCUCAGUAAUAUUAUAAAUAAAAUUAUUGAUCUUCCAGCUAGAGCUGUCAAAAAUUCAUCACGUAAUUUAACAUCAGCAUUGAAUCAAGUUGGUGGUAAGCUCAUAGGAUUAGAAUAAAAAUAUUUUAUU
Aphidius gifuensis is the source of this 925-nucleotide messenger RNA. RefSeq lists its product as uncharacterized. The record is from RefSeq and is a predicted model, not a curated record. NCBI's taxonomy places the organism in Eukaryota, Metazoa, Arthropoda, Insecta, Hymenoptera, Braconidae. The coding region runs from base 155 to 913 and encodes 252 amino acids. The transcript has 4 exons.